CAUUACAUUUCAUUUGAGCACAAAAAUGGACGCAGGGCACCCGGGAGAAGAAAUAGAAGAACUGGUACUUUUCUCGGGUUAAUUUUUACUCGGACUCAAGCUCGUGUUCGACGGCUACACAUCGAAGUAGGCUAGUUUAUCUUUUUCUCUAUUGCCAGAUUUACCCUUAACUUCCUGUCGGGGGAGAAGUUUUGCUAACAGCGGCUGUGACUUUGGAUCAUGGAGCAAACCAGCUUCGGCUGUCAGGUCUGCCUCACCAAAUACAGCAAGGUGCGUGAUUUGAAGAGUCAUGUGCACUCAAGCCUACAUCAACAGAAAAUGGCAGAAGUCUUCCAGAAAGACAUGUUCGAGGGUCAGGGCUUCUUUCCUUACCUUAUUAUGAUCCAUCCACGUGCCAGGCGUGACAUCAAACAACCCAUCCUAGGCUUGUCGCUGAUGACUCUGUGUUUCAGUCCGGAGACAGACCAGUCUUUUUACCUGUGCCAUGUCUGUGAGGAAAAGAGGCCACCAGACAAGAUUAUACACCACCUCUCUUCUAUUGACCAUUUCAGAAACUACUUUAACUACACAAACCCCAACGUGCUGAAUUUCGGCUGGAUACCCAGCAUGGAUUCAAGAAUCUUUCUAAGGUCUGAGGUCAUAAAGGAAGUGAAAGAAAGGGGUCAAGGACAACUACAGUUGUUGGAUUUACCCAAAGAUCUGUUGAAUAGGCUUGAAAGAAGUACCUACGCUGAAGUGAUGUGCAGUCUUGGUGAAAAUGACAAGCUUCUCAAGCUGCUUAAAGUUACCAAGCCAAAGAGGACAAUGAUACAAACCUACCAAAGAGACAGCAACAGGAAGCAUCCACUUCUUGGCAUGCAGCACCUUGUUGAAUGCAUUUGUGUUGGGCCGACGGAGAAGAGAUACUACCUCUGCACGCUGUGCAACCUACCUUUGGCUGACCACACGAUCAUCAAACAUGUCCUGAGCUUUGACCACAUCUUUUGUUACUUUAGAGCGUGGCAUCCAUCUACUUUGCUGGCAAAGGAAUCCUACAUGGAUUACAACAAGUUUGCCCCCAUGUUGCUCAAUUUUGCAAAGCAGACGGAGGAAAUUCACAAUACUUCAAAUACUGAUAUGAAGCAAGUGAGCCUGGAGCCUGCCAAAUUCACAUCGGUGAAUUUCGCUUGUUAUGCAGAAGCAUUCAAGGCCCUGGAAUCCAUCAGGAUGGAAAACAAUGAGAGUGGCUUGAUUACAAGCGUCAAACCAGGGAACAAGCUGGUGCAUCAUGCUGCUUCUGUACCGUCAGGAGCAUUUUCGUACAAACUACGCUGUCAGAAUUGCAGUGUGAGCUUUGACCAUAAAGGUCAUUAUUCCUCACAUUUGUCAGAGUCGAGACACAAAGAGAUGUUAACUAAACUCUUUGGCGGUGCUGAUGGGUAUUGCCAAGAAUUGAAACUCAAUCUGGGUUUAUACCUUGAGUACCUCAAAGUGCGCUUGGGGAAAAAUCAACCAGUUACGGGUGUGCCCCUGGUUGUGAUGUGUAUCAGCACUCGGUUUCAGGAGGAACCUUUUUAUGUGUGCUUUGCUUGUGAAGAGUGUUUCCCCCAGUCCUUUCUCAUGCAACACUUUGACUCCCCAAAACAUGUUAUACACACUUUGCUGUACCAAAACCCCUGGCGGCUGCCUUUGGCGUGGAAGAACCAUCUGGAUGUGGAAGUCUUGAGGUCGAUGGCAUGGGAAGAGGAAAAAGAAAAAGGACAAAAUCAGAUGACGCUGAAGGUAUUUGAUAUCCCACACAGGGUGUUUCAGAGCCUCAACCGACUGAGUUACUCAAAAGUGAUGGAGAGACUUAAUGUACACCGCGAUCACUUAAAGAGUGCAGUUCCACAACGUGAAACUUACAGCAAACUCCAACAAAACGAAAGAUUUCCUCUGCUUGGUUUUCAGUUCCUGGUCAUGCACGAUGUGUGUGUCAAACGGGACCAGCUAACAGAAGUGGGAUUCCUGUGUUUGCUCUGUGAGAGGCGGUUGUCAGACGAUGAAUGCUACGCUCAUGUGUUCAGUUGGGAGCAUGUUGCAACAUUUCUGGACCGUUUUCACCCAGGCUCCCAGAAUUCAAGCACAGAUGUAGAGACCUUAUUGGACUUGGCAAAACAGGCAACGCGUUUUCACCCCAUUUCACAUGCACAGGUAAUAAAGUUGAACAAGCCCAUUUGGGAGCCCUGCUCGUAUUCUAAAGCAACACAGAUCCUGCAAAGUGCAGCUAAGAGAGAAAAGAUAUGCCUUAUACCCCAAAUAAUGCCUAAAAAGAAGCUGUUCCCCAGACAAACCCUGAAAUAUGUUGAUAAGGACGGUCAGAAGAACAGCAGGUUGAUGGAGGGGGGUGACCAAACUAGUCAAAAUUCUACAGACAAUGCUGAGAUGACCCUGAACAAUAUUUCAGUCGAGGUUUGUGCUGAAGUCACCAAUACACUCAGUGUGGAAACUCCUUCACCAAGUGAAAAGGAAUCAGAGAAGAGAAGAGAGGUGUUUUCCAAAACUAGUUCAGAGGAGAUAAAGAGUGCAGGAAGUGAAACAUGCCAGGCGAUAAAUGAGAAAAUAGAAGACCUAACAAAGAAGAUGGAAGACCAUAGAGUGAGAAAAACAAGUGGGCAGACACUAGAAAGCUGCAAGGACACAGACAAGAAUUCAAGGGCAGAUGGCAAAGAUGUCCUGACGCAGUUGACCCAGAAAAGGAAAAUCUCACAGGACACCUGUUCUGUUGAGACUGCCAAGCAAGAAAUGAGCCAUAAAAGGCAGCGGCUCAUCUCCAAAGAAGACUCAUUCUGUGAACAAAACUUGCCAAGCAACGAACACAAGGAGGUAACCACCGCAGACACGAGAGAAAGUGGCAAAUCAAGUUAUGAAACUACAAAGGACAAAGCAUCUUCUAACGUGAACCAUCAACAAGAUCAAUUGUGGCAGUAUGUCAAGAAGAAGAGCCGAGAACCUGUGGUUGGCUUAAGUGCACUUCUUGAAUGCCAUUGCGAUGAGCGGGACCCCAUCUACUUUUGUGAGUGCUGCUCUCUGAAGAUCCCAGAGAAGGACAUCAUCACCCAUAUUACCGGACACCACCACCAGAAGAUCUACCUUGGGGGGUUACAGAGACUUCCACCCGCACCAUCGGUUAACCCGAGGGAGGAGAUCAGACGUUUGGCGGCUUCAUUUGAACAAGAAAAUGGAUAUGGAGAAGCUCAGGUUGUUGAUCUGAAUGAGGACAUUUACAAUAACAUCUCUAAGCAAAGCUUUGAAUCAGCCAUACAGACAGUGAAGGGACUUUGGGAUCAGCAGCACAUUGGGCAUGAACUUCCUGUGGACACCUCAGCCACCCUUGAUGCUGAAAAUAAGCUCUGUCAGAUGGUGAUUGCUGAGGUCCCCCUGACUGUUUCAAGAAGUAGUGAGGUCAAAACCGAAUUAACAGCCGUUGGACCAUUACAAAAAUCAACCAAUUCUAAAUUGAGGGGGUCAUCUCAAACUGAAGCAAAUCUGGAUUCUGCUGUAACUAACUCCACCAUUUCAGCCGUCUCCAAGCUUCCAGUCAAAUCUUCCAGCUCUAUUCCAGACACCACCGAAUCGACAGCACCCAUCUCCAAUCUCUCAGUCGCCACCUACAGCUGUACUACAGCCACCACAAAAUUGAGACCAACUGCCAAUGAAUGUACAGCAACCACAUCUAAAUGUACAGCAUCCUCGUCCACUCCUAGUGCCACCAUCUCAAGCACCACCUCAAUCACAAAAUCUGCAACAUUGUCUAAACCACCGGAAAGAACUGGGGCUGCAGCCAAAGUUCCAGUGACUUCAUGUAAAGCUGCCACUGCUUCUAACCCGGAAUCCACAGUAUUGCCUGAAGCUGCCUGCAAAACUACACCUGUCUCUAAAAUGGAAAAUGUCUCGAAAAAAUCUGAAAAUGCACCCGUAACGGUGGUUGCAUCUCAAAUUAUGAUGAAAUCUGUAGCCCCUAGUAGAAUAACUAAACCACCAGUUAAAUGUGAAAACACUCCAGCCUCUGUCAAGGCUGCACAAAGGAGGAAUUCUGUGGGAUCAACUGUUGAUGAUGCAUCAAAGAUUCAUAAGAGUAAGACACCUGCCGCUCCCUACCUGAAGUCUAGGUGUGAAAAUAAGAAUCCACUACAUACCUCCACAAGUAAGACAAAGCCAAAGGACACCUCUUCUAGAGUUGGCUUAGACCAGCUGAUCGUAGUGAGAUGUGGAGAAAGGAAGCGGGUCUACUGUCAGCUGUGUUUAGUUGUGUUGACAAGUUCCAGUCACCCAAUGGAAUUCACCCACCAGUUUAACUAUGUGAAAAAGCAGCACCCUGGGUGGAAUGCCCAGAAUGACAAGUCGGCGGAGCUGCGGAGCAAAUUGGCCGAGAUCGUGAGCCACUUGGCUGAGAUUGAGAAAAAUGUAGGAUCCCCAUCCAGUAAGGAAGUGGAGGUGAAGCUUGAAGAGUACAAAAAGCUGGCGGAUCUUCCAGUUGUCGAAGCUAUUGAAAGGCUGAAAGAAAAAUUGGAGCCGCAAGAUCCGCAGGUCUUAUCACCCCCCACAGCCGGUACUGCACAGGUUUGGAAAAGGCAAAUCCCUUCUGCCAGUCCAUAUGGAGCUUCAAGCCCAGAUGAGGAGAUGUACAUGCAACAGGACAAAAAAGGUUCUGGUAACCAAUCAGAGCAGGAGAAAAAACAUGAGCUCAAAGCACUAUUGAUCCAGAAUCCAGAAAUUGAAUCCAGUUCAAAAGAGGAAGGAACUCUUGCUGUGGGUCAGUCCGACAGAGCUCAGAGCGUGAAGAGCUCAGAGCCAGAAGCGAAUGACACUCUUUCAGACCAGCUUCAUUCGUGGCCGAACUUGAAUAAAAAUGAGCCCAAUCCAAGCAUUCAAGACUCUGGCAUUGCAGCAGUACAAAUGCAGAAGCCUCUGGGUGCCGCUGACUCCACGGGCGGGUUUGACCAAACCUGUGAUCCCGAGAUGAGACAGCAGCAGGAGAGAAGGGAUCCAAAGUUACAGGACACACAGGUGGUGCUGGAAGGCAGCGAGAAAGCAGACCGUGUAUCAAAUCACUCACAAGGGGAAAGUGCACAGUGCUGCAGUAAUUUGUCUAAAUACUUGAAGGUGUUGAAAUAUGGCCCAAUCAUAGGUCUGGGAUCCAUGUGGGAGUGUCGAGGGAUAAUGCAGAAUUCGUUCUACCUUUGUGAGCGCUGCAGGGAGACGCUCUCCAUCAGCGACAUCUGUCGACACAUGCUCAGUGAUGAGCACAAGCGCAAAUGCAUAAUCCAUGUGUUUCAGCAGAGGAGCUAUCCUUUGGAUCUGCACUUCUGGCUGAAGGACGAUCUGCUCCAAUGGAUGGAGCAGGAACUUGUACAGGAAGUAGCCCAGAUGCUCUCAAAACAGGAGCAUCAUAACAAGACAGAUGCACAGGUUAUAAUCAUGAGAAAGGAUGUGUACGAGUAUGUCCGGAAAGCUCCGUUCGAUGAAGCUUUAAGAGUGGUGCAAAACAUCACCAACGGCCUACCCAUCUGUACUCCACUUAAAGACCAGCAGCCUGAGGCCCGGCAGAGUCCAGAAGAAUCUUUUCCCAUGAAGAUGCAGCCAGCACAGGCACCUGAGAUGGGCCACGGUGGCACAGGAGCAAGUCAAAAAACUGAGAAACAUAAUUUGGAAGAACCAGUUGCAGCUUUGGAUGAGGUCAAACAAAGCACGGUCUUGAGUCGUCGGGAUAUGACCGGUGUCUCCUCAAAGCCUGCUACUGUUGUCUCUCAUUUCCCUGGGGCUAGAGCAUGUCUCAGUCCCCGAGAGGAACCAGAACCCAGAUGCCCAGUCUCACAGCACCAGAGGCCUUUCCCAGAGUUAGAGGUGAAAAAGGCAGGGGGGCACUCAGAACCCCCACCUUUCUCUAUUGUUAGUCCUAAAACCCAGUCAGUGUCUCCUAGAGACAAAUAUCUUCUAACAGGUAAAAGUGGAAAAAGAAAACAAAAGAAGAAAAAAAGGAAUAGACCAGCGGUUGGAUUCGUAGAAGCACUUACCAGAACUUUCACCAGUAAUCCCAAACUCGAGGAUCCUCUCAGUCAGCCAAACUCCCAAGUAGCUUCUGAGUCCACUUCUGUUAACCCUCCUGCAACUUCCACCCUUCUGUCUCCUAAGGACAAAGCCACAGGACCUGGAUUUGAUAAACCGAUUGUGGACAUGACAGCCUUUACACAGCUAAUUGCUCUGGUGAGAGAGAAAAAGUCGGAGAAAAAUCUGUCCUCUUGCACGUCCAUUCCAGGUUACAGGGAGACUACGAACUCCUGCGUUAACAAUUCAUCUGAAAAUGGUAUGAAAAGAAGAUGGGAUCCAAAAUCUUUGCAGACUACAGCUAAAAUGGGCAAAAUAACAACAGGGGAUUUAAAGAGCCAUCCAUCCUGUGCUAACUCAGCAGAGAGGGUUUCAACAGCAGCUCCAGUGAUCUUGGGCGGCGAGAACCAACCCUUCAGCCCUAAUGCCGACUUUGUUUGCUUGGCCAAGAACUCAUCUCUUGAGGGCUCCGUUUUAACAAAUGGCAACCUUUUGCUCGGAGCGACAGAAGCCAAUGCAGUCAUUACCGGGUUUCCUUCUGCCAGCACUGCUGACCCCAGUGGCCCACAACGCCAGAGGAGCGUCGAUGCUCAGAGCACCUCUGGAAACAAGAGCCAGUUAAACCCUAGUUCCAUCAACUGUGAAGUCACUCACGCUGACCCAGGAACGAGACCACAAGCAAGAGGUUACACAGAGACUGACAACACUGGGGUCCGUCAGUUGCCCAUUAACACAAUUGUAACGGUCAGGCACACCCCCCAUCAGCAGCAGUUUAUGGUUGGCUAUAAAGGACUGGAGGACCACACUGAGGUGAACAGGGUCAAUCGGGUCACUCGCAUCAUCUCCCCAGUUGGACCAGUAAACCUCAGUGAUGCUUCAGUAGGAUAUGGUCAGUGCAGCCAGAUGGCCUAUGUCAUAAAUGGACAGUCAGGUUAUUUUUCUUCUGAGGCUGUUAGAAGUUACACAACACCCAACAACCCUCCGGUAUACAGUGGGAGUUCCUACCAAUGUGAGGGGCGCUCUACAAGGGAGUUCUAUCCAAGCCGGAUUUACCCAGAGCAGGAAGCAAACCACUUCAGGAUGCAAUCAAUUGGACGCGGGUUAGCAGCUCCACCGGUCCCAGAAAGGGUAAGGCUGAGCAUGCAGCAGUAUUCCUCAUGGACAUGUGCAUCCCUGGCUGCUGGAGAUGGCAGAGGGACCAAUGAUGCUGCCUAUGUAGGCGCUGUUCCAUUCCCAAAUCCAGUCAACAAUCCAGAAAUAUCGAGUUACCUGAAUGAAUAUAGCACCAGCAGUAUUGCUCCAACUCGGUACAGCAACCACAUAGCACCGAACAACACGCCUCACUUUUACCUUAACCCUCCAGUCAUUAACAAUCCUGCUACAGCCAAUGUUGAGCUCAGUUCUCAGGCAUCUACAAACUCCUUUUUUGCUUCUGGCACAGAGUUUUUAGUUGGAGCUCCCUCUGUGGUCCAUGUCACUCGUCCGUGAAACUAACAGUAACCCCAUGUGAACAAUCAAACCCAAGCUAU
Molecule: messenger RNA, 7595 nt
Organism: Etheostoma cragini (Arkansas darter)
Lineage: Eukaryota; Metazoa; Chordata; Actinopteri; Perciformes; Percidae
Exons: 49
Coding region: 220-7554 (2444 amino acids)
Source: RefSeq, a predicted model, not a curated record